This is a messenger RNA of Macrosteles quadrilineatus (aster leafhopper), 6089 nucleotides long. Its product is annotated as transmembrane protein 41B-like. Lineage: Eukaryota; Metazoa; Arthropoda; Insecta; Hemiptera; Cicadellidae. The coding region runs from base 101 to 1063 and encodes 320 amino acids. The record is from RefSeq and is a predicted model, not a curated record. Gene Ontology annotation, cellular component: endoplasmic reticulum membrane. The transcript has 7 exons.
UGUCGGUCCAACUCAAUGGCGACUUUUGUAUCUUGCUUACAGAGUGUACUAUCGCAAAAUCCUACAAGAGGGAGGAAUUCCAAGAAGCCGCAAAUCAUUUAUGAAACAUAUUUAUUUUAGAUUGUGUGAAUGUUCGUGCAGUUUUAGUGUUAAUUUUUCAAUGCAAAAACGAGGGGUUAAGUUGAGCAAACAGCGGUUUGUUAAUACUGUUAGUAAAUUGAGUGAAAUCAGUAUAAGUUCUAGUGUGAACACAUGUCAAAAUUCUCAAGCUAGGCAGCAUUUGGAAUUUAAUGACAAAGCUGAGUCCCAACUGAAUGUCUCGGAUAGUGUGAGUACUCGAACAGCUGUUCUCAUCAUUACUGCUAUUUUCCUCAGUUCCAUUCUCACACUCACCUACAUCUACUUCAGCUUCCCGGAGCUUGAGCCAGAGGAACGCAAGUACAUCAAGUUACCGUGGGACGUGGAGGAAGCCAAACAGCUGGGACGAGUGUUGGAGAAACACAAGGACCGUAACUACUACGAGGUCCUUGCUGCCGUCGUCGUCACCUACAUAUUCCUACAGACGUUUGCAAUCCCAGGAUCGAUAUCACUGUCUAUCUUGUCAGGAUUUCUGUUCCCGUUCCCCUUGGCGUUGACGCUGGUUUGCUUCUGUUCCGCAACAGGCGCUAGCUUCUGUUAUCUCCUCUCACACUUGGCCGGCCGACGUCUAGUCUACAAGUACUUUCCCGACCGGGCCGUCCAAUACUCACAAACUGUUCAAAAGCACCGACGGAACAUCUUCAACUAUAUUUUGUUCCUAAGGAUCACUCCGUUCUUGCCAAACUGGUUCAUCAACAUUGCCGCACCCAUUGUCAAUGUGCCAAUCUUACCUUUCUGGUUUGGCACAUUCUUGGGUGUGGCUCCUCCGUCGUUUGUUGCUAUCCAGGCAGGUCAGACCCUGCAGCAGCUGACGUCUAUGUCUGGUACUUGGUCCUGGACAUCUGUCACAUGGCUGGCUGUCUUCUCUCUGCUCUCUCUACUGCCCGUUCUACUGCGCGACCGUCUACGAACCAAGUUUGACUAGGAAGAGUGCCCCUUAGACGACUGGCAGCAGUCUGCUCGUGGUAGUCAUGUGAUCGAUGAACUAGUCUUUGUCCGUCUUCACUCUACCCAAGAAACUCUUCUGCUCAAGAUCAGAAGACACACUCUUCUCAUCCAACAAGAAGGCACGGUCCAAGAAAUCCUCUCUUAACAGAAUACUUCUCCAUUACAAACUGUGAUAUUCAUUUUUAAUUGUUUUAAACUUAUUCCUUGCAAUAUAGUGGGUUAGGGUCAACGCAGGGAAAAGUCUAAUUCGUAUAAAAUAUUUUUAUAAACUCUUUUUGGAGUUUCUUGUUGAGUUUGAGAAUUUAUUUUUGUUAUGUUUGUUUGUUCUUCCUUCUCGUUUGCUAUCUAGGCUAACAAAUUAACAUGUAACUUGUGUGGUAAUUGAAUUUUACUAAUCGUAAUGAAAACAUUGCAUUUCUUAAAUCAUUCCAAAAAUAGUUUAGUUUGAGAAUUUAACCAGUGUGCAUUUAAUCUGUAGGAAUUCAUUUGCAUGUUUUUUAACUUCAAUUUCUCAAUUUCCACAGUGUUACAUGUGCCAAUAAAACCUUUUCGUCAUGCUAAUAGUUGUGAUAGAGUGCCUGAUCUAGGUAUACUUUAAGCAUAGAGACGAUGUUGUGUGGGCCUAGUUUCAAACAUUCUUACAAUGCUUUUCUCACACUUGUAGUUAGUUAUAGAUUUUUAAAAUCUACUGUAACAGACUUUUGAGCAGAUUGUUGCUAGGAACAAAUUUUAGUUUUUCCAAUUGUAGUUUAAGGUAUUUGUGUGCAUAUUACAUUGAAAAAAAGAUUGAUGCUCUUUAAAAAGCAUGCUUUUUACUUUAGUGUUUAAGAUUACAUUUUAUUAGGUAGUGAUACUUCCCAUACAUAAAAUAUUUCUAUAAAAGCGAUUGGCUUGCAUUUUGCUUUGUAAAGAUGUCUAUAUAUUUAAUUCCGUAAGCGAAUCGGUCCCCUCGAAAUAUUUCGAGCUAGGAUAAAGUUAGCAUAACUGUCAAGGAUUUAUUUUAAAGUUUAAGGUCCAAGGACGGUGGGAAAAACAUCAGAAAUGUCCAAAAUUGCCCCUGCUCUGCCCCACAGGCCGUCAGAUCCAAAUUGUCUAAUGGAAGUACUGCUACAGUGUUUCAAGCUGUUUUAAAUAUACCAGCUGAUGUAAACAUUGCAUAUUUGUUUUUCAUUGAUUUUUAUUAGUGUUCUGUUUGUAGGUUAGAGUGGUAAUGCAGUGUUGAAAUGUAUCAUGUUAGGGGAAGACCACGACUACGAAGAAGGGUAUUUAGGAAUGAUGCACAGCAUAGGGAAUGGUUAAGGACAAAUUUCAACAAAUGUGAAGGGCAGCAAUUGCUGCUAUGAGCCUCUAGUUUUUUAUAGUAUAUUUCAAACUAGCUGGCCCGACAGACGUCGUCCUGUCCUAAUGUGGUUUUAUGUCAAAUGCUCGUUCAUUUUCAAGAUGAGCUUGUUCGCAUGGCUCAAUCACGUCCUGGUUGAAGUUCGUUCGCUACGCUCACUCACCUUUUGGUUGCAAAUUAGAUGUUGUCAUAAAUUUAUAAAGAAUAAUAGUGCUGCACCCUGUUGGUAAACAUAUAAACUUUUUAAUACUAUUGAGAAUCAACUACCAAUCAUAUUGAGAAUCAAACUACUAUCACAGAAUCAAAUUGUUUAGUUGAACCAGCUGUUAAGAUUCUUUAAUUCCAUUUAAAUAUGAGUACUCAUAAGGUUAACAUGGGAAUCUCCAGAGCCACUGGUGCGGAGCCCUUUUGACGGAUCUGCACCAAACUUCACACAAACCAUCCUUGAAUAAUGCUUAAUAAUGCCUGAAAGUUUCAUUACAAUCUGUCGAGCGGUUUCGGAGUCCAUAAAGGACAAACAAACAAACAAACAUACAUACAUUGGAUUUUAUAUACAGGGUUAGUAAAAAGUGUGGAGACCCCCUGUUAUUUUUUUAACGGCCCAUACUAGAAAAACUAAACUCGACACACCAUUAUCGAGUACUGUUAAUGGUGUAUUAUGGUACCUCAUUAAUUAACAAAACAAAGCUAGAAAACAAAAUCAUUUUUAUGUAAAGAUAACCUCUCAUGACAAUCUUUAAACUCAGUUGAAUAUGCACACAAUUAGUAUUUAAUAGCAAUAAUUUGAUGUGUAUUUGUGCUUUUAUCGGAAAUGAAACUAUGUUAUCUGGUGCUGUUUUAGUGUUUAAAUAAGUUAAGUAAUACUGGUGGUUUGUAAAUGCUUGGUUUGCACAUGAACACAAACUAUCUUCCUCUUGAAAUUCUCUGUAGGAAAUCUUAUGUUUCUAAGCUGUAUCAAUUAUCAAUUCGAGAUGGGGACAUCACCUAGGUGCGUUUUUAACCCAAAUAUGAGUGAAAACUGAGUAUAGAAUGGUGUGAGAUGAUCUGUGUAGCUUUGUUACUGACUAAUAUCAGCUGUUUCAUUAGCCAGGAUCAUUUAUGUAAAUCCCAUUUAUCAGGAACAGCUGGGUCCAGUUUCGGACCAUAAAAAAGCUACUGGCUUUUCUCGGGAUCGAACCGGCGACAUUUAGGCAAAUGUCAGGCAAACACUUAAACCAUUCAGCUUAGCCAUAUACUUAGUCUUUCAGGACAAAUUUUCUUAUGUAAAAUCUAUUGAACAGAUGUAAAAAUCGGUAGAUAGGCCUAUAUGAAUGACUAGUUGCUUUAUGAUUGCAUAUCCAUAAUUGGUUUACAGUUUAUUUUAUCAUUAAGUUUUUCGUUAUUUUUGAUAGUCGAAAUAAGUACUAUCUCAAUAUCAGUCUGUCUGUGUGUCAGGGACACCAAGGUGGCAAAUAUGCUGCCUUCUACAGGUCACUAGAGCACCGAUCAAGAUUAAACUAUUUUACUAUAUUCACUAAACUGUUGAGAAUAUCUUUGGUUAUUAGACCUGUAACUUAUAUGUAAAAAAAAGAAAUUAGUCCCUUUACAGAAAAGACAGAAAAAUACUACUAGCUGUGUGCAAAAAUCAAUCAUAAUAUUGCUUUAUUGUACCCUUUGUCUUUAUUUUAUAAAAAUUUUUAACUCCAUUAACGUGCCCCCACCGACUUGACAACCCAUUUUAAUGCAAUCGUUUAAGGGUCAGAAGAAUUACAUGUGCAAAUCAAGUAUCAAAUUUGUAGCAUUAUGUCAAAAUUUUAUAUUUAAAUGCUUCGUAUUUAUUUAGUUUCAUUUGUGUAAAUGGAUGGUGUGCAUGAAGCAUGGAUAUUCUAGGUAUUAUAGGUACAGGGUAAGAGGAAAGGGUGGUUGUGGAGGUAUUAUUAGUAAUAGGCCUACUUUAUAGAUAUAAGAUAUAUUCGUCAUCAGUUGAUUCUAAUACACCAAUACAGAAGUAAUUUCACAUAGAUUGAAUUAAACUUUCAGAUCAUAAGUUACAGUAAUCUUAUUUUUAUAUUCUAUUCAUCAAUUUCAAGGAGUUUUCUCUUUACAAAAAAUCAAUUAGGUACAUAGUUACCUUGAAAUGUGUUCAAAUUUGUUAACACAAUGUUUCCUAACUAUAGUAGAGUAGUUAUUAAGUUUAAAAGAUUCUUAUCUAAUAUUUGUUCUAGUGUAUUUCAGUAUUCAAUAAGUUUUUAGAAUGUAAAAUAGCAUUUCAAGUUAUAAAUUACUGUAUUGUAAAAGUAGUUCUUGAUACUUUUUCUCAGUAAUUCAUGGUAAAUCUUUUAUAAUCGUACCUCUUACAUGAAUGUUGUUAACUCUUUAUAUAUAGAUAUAGUAUUAGUCUCUUUAUUUUUUAAUAUGCCAGGCCUAUUGGUGCCUUUAUGUGCCAAACACUAUUUUCCUCUCUUAUAAUUCUUCCGACGCUUCAGUAGUGUACAAAAAGUAACUACAGUUGUUCGACCAGUCAUGAAAUCUUUUAUUUGUCAGACAUAGACAGAAUUUUUGAUUACGAGUCCACUGUACCCUUUAUUCAAUUUAAUAAACUAAAAUAUGACUUGUAUUGUUUUUCUGUGUGUAUUUAUCAUAUUAUAUUUUUUAGAUGUUUUUCUGACGUAUUGAUUAAUAACAUUUUAAAAUAGUAAAAUGUGCAUUUAGGGAUAAUAAUAAUGUUUAAAGCUAAAUUUUAUUUCUUUUAGUCAUAGAAAUGAGGCCUACAUCUUAAAUCAUUGGCUAGUCCCAAUAUAGACAGGGGGUCAGGAGACAAGUUCCAUCUUACAGACUUUAGAAUUAUUGUCUGAUAUUAAUCACUGUUAAUUUUUGCAAAGAAGAAUUUUAAAUCAAGAUAGAGUUACAUUUUUAUUUUUCAUAUAGACUAGCUGUAACCCGCGGGCUUUGCCCCGUUUAACUUCUUAAUUUUCAAUUUUUCAUAUAGAUAUGUUUGGGUACGCAACUUAUUGAAUUUUGUUUCUUAACUAUCCACAUAUAUUUAAAAGAGUAUGUUGUUAUUUCCUGUAUUAUUUGUUCGUUUGAAGUUCUUACACUCAAAAACAGUUGUACCGUUCGCUAAGAAAUUUGGCUUACUUAUAAAUAUUAUUACUUAUAUUAUUGAUGGAGAAGGUUUAAAAGACAGAAAUCUAUUUUGUUUUACUUAAGAUGGGUUUGUUCCCGCAGAACUAGAAAGGUCCUCAGAGUAAUAUUAUUUUAAUCAGUUACCUUGGUAAGAGUAAAAAACUUAUGUGUUUACAAUGUUAGUUAAAAACUACUGUUAAGUUAUGACAAAAUUUGUUUUUUGAUGGUUAUGACAUUUAAUGUUAUUUAUCAUUGGAAAUAUGUAUGUUACGUAGGGUAUAUUAUGAAAUUGGAAACCAUAGCUUAUGUUUUUGUGUUGGUUAUUAUAAUUGUAAGUUUUUCUCAUCGAAAGAACUAGUUCACUACACAUUUUUUUACCAACUUAAAGUUAAAGUCAUCGACCUACUAUUGUGUUUUUGCUUCAUUUAAUUGUGUAAUAAAUUAUCCUUGCAUAUUAAAUAUAAACUUAACAUUUAGCAGUAAGUUAUUGAAGUCGUAAUCUGUUGUCUCUAUGUUUUCUACUGACGUUCUAUUCUGAUAAUAAAAAAUACAUCUUGAA